AUGAUCUUCCCAUUCUUACCCUUCUUCCUCUUCUUCGAUCUUCUUGUGUUUUUAUUUAAUUUCUCUUCGUCGUUUUUCUACUUCUUCUUUCUCCUCUUCUUCUUCCUUUUCUUCUUCUUCUUCUUCUUCCUUCUCUUCUUCUUUCUCUUCCUCUUCUUCUUCUUCCUUCUCUUCUUCUUCUUCUUCUUCUUCUUCUUCUUCUUCCUUCUCUUCUUCUUUCUCUUCCUCUUCUUCUUCCUUUUCUCCUUCUUCUUCUUCUUCUUCUUUCUCUUCCUCUUCUUCUUCUUCCUUCUCUUCUUCUUCUUCUUCUUCUUCUUCUUCUUCUUCUUCUUUCUCUUAAACUCUUUCUCUUCUUUCCUAUUUUCUUUCUCAUUAUCUUCUUUUUCUCCUUUUAUUCUCUUUCUCUUUCUUUUCGUAUUAUUUUAUUCUUUCUCUUCUAAAUUUGUCUUCGUCUUUUUCUUCUCAUUCUCCUUACACGCUUCUUUCACUUCUUAUCCUCUUGCUUCUCUCUUUCUCUACAUCUUUCACUUCUUCUUCUUCUUCUUCUUCUUCUUCUUCUUCGUCCUUCUCUUCUUUUUCUUCCCCUUCUUCUUUCUCUACCUCUUCUUAUUCUUCCUUCUCUUCUUCUUUCUAUUGUUCUUUCUCUUCUUCUUUAUUUUCCUACCCUUUUCUUUUUUUCUCUUCCUAUUCUCAUCUUCUUCCUCUCUCUACCACUUCGUAUCCUUCUUUUUCUUCUUCUUCCUCUUCUUCUUUCUCUUCCUAUUCUUAUUCUUCCUUCUCUUCUUCUUUCUCCUCUACUUUCCCUUCUUUCUUUUCCUACCCUCUUCUUCUUUCUCUUCCUAUUCUCAUCUUCUUUAUCUUCUUCCUCUUCUUCUUUCUCUACCACUUCGUAUCCUUCUUUCUCUUCUUCUUCCUCUUCUUCUUUCUCUUCCUACCCCCUUCUUCUUUUCUCUUCCUAUUCUCAUCUUCUUCCUCUCUCUACCACUUCAUAUUGUUCUUUCUCUUCUUCUUCCUUUUCUUCUUUCUCUUCCUAUUCUUCCUUCUCUUCUUCUUUCUCCUCUUUUUUCGCUUCUUUAUUUUCCUACCCUCUUCUUCUUUUCUCUUUUUAUUCUCAUCUUCUUCCUCUCUCUAACACUUCGUAUCCUUCUUUCUCUUCUUCUUCCUCUUCUUCUUUCUCUUCCUAUCAUCUUCUUCUUUCUCUUCCUACCCCCUUCUUCUUUCUCUUCUUCUUCCUCUUCCUAUUCUCAUCUUCUUUCUCUUUUUCUUUCUCUAUAUCUUCUUAUUCUUCCUUCUCUUCUUUUUUUCUCUUCCUAUUCUCAUCUUUUUAUCAUCGUCUUUCUCUUCUUUUUUCUCUAUCACUUCUUAUUCUUCCUUCUCUUCUUCUUUCUCCUCAUCUUUCGCUUCUUCUUUCUCUUCUUCUUUCUCUUCCUAUUCUCAUCUUCUUUCUCUACCACUUCUUCUAAUUCUUUCUUUUCUUUCUCUUCUUCUUUCUCGCCUAUUUCUUUUCCUUCUUAUUUUUUUUAA
Molecule: messenger RNA, 1524 nt
Organism: Acanthosepion pharaonis
Lineage: Eukaryota; Metazoa; Mollusca; Cephalopoda; Sepiida; Sepiidae
Source: the annotation of a GenBank genome assembly